CAGACAAGAGUAUAAAAGUCAGGGCCGUUGGUGUGUUGGGUAGCAGUCUCACAUCUGUGGAUCAGUUGCCAGAACAGCCCAAAGAUAUCUCAAAAUGGCCUUUGCUGGAAUUCUCAAGGACGAGGAUGUCGCCGCAGCCAUCGCCGGCUGCGCUGCUGCUGACUCCUUCAACUACAAGUCUUUCUUCGCCACGGUUGGCCUGAGCGCAAAAUCUGCUGAUGAUAUCAAGAAGGCUUUCUUUGUCAUUGACCAGGACAAGAGCGGAUUCAUUGAGGAGGAUGAGCUGAAACUGUUCCUGCAGAACUUCUCUGCUAGUGCCAGGGCACUUACUGAUGCUGAGACCAAGGCCUUCCUCUCCGCCGGAGACAGCGAUGGUGAUGGCAAAAUUGGAGUUGAAGAGUUUGCCACCCUUGUUAAGGUUUAAGCAUUCGUGGACCCUCGUCUUUUGAACAAGAGCUCUGCUUAGAUAUCAUCUUUUUUAUAUUUAUUUAUGAAUGCCCUGCAAACACCUCCUCGCAAUGAACGCAUUUGUCCAAUUUCUUGGAAAGCUAUUUAUUAUUAAUGUUGUUUUAUUGUAUUUUUAUGUGAAUCAACCUUCUGUGUGCAAUCAUACAAUCUCUUUUGCACUUUACAAAAGGAAAUAAAAGUACAUUUCAUGUAAAA
Molecule: messenger RNA, 663 nt
Organism: Paramisgurnus dabryanus
Lineage: Eukaryota; Metazoa; Chordata; Actinopteri; Cypriniformes; Cobitidae
Product: parvalbumin-2
Cellular component (GO): cytoplasm
Molecular function (GO): calcium ion binding
Source: RefSeq, a predicted model, not a curated record